AUGUCAUUAGAUGAGUCAAUUGUGGCCAAGUCGGUUCUGCAAACGGGUGAAAAUGCAUCAGCCAGUCGUCGGCUCACACGCGCUCCGUCCUCUCCCAGCACGCGACGUUCGUUCUCUAUCGCGCCUCACAACGUCUUCCUAUUCUUAGUCGGGUUACGAUUGGUCAAUGCCUUGACGACAAGGACAUUCUUCCAGCCAGACGAGUAUUUCCAGGCCUUGGAGCCAGCAUGGCAGUGGGCAUUUGGAGGAAGAGCAGGAGCGUGGAUAACAUGGGAGUGGAAGAACCAUCUGCGAUCAGCGAUACACCCUGCCAUCUUCGGGCUAUGCUACCAGCUGGCCGACACCGUUGCUGAGCGCUUGAUAUUGCAAAGCCCUGUUCGCUCAGAGGUCCUGCUUGCUGCCCCAAAGACCUUACAGGCAUUCUUCGCCGCGACAACGGAUUUCUAUACCUGGAGACUUGCGUCCUACGUCUACGGGAAAGACUCGGCAGCAGCUCUGGCAACGUUGUUGUUAACUGUGGUCAGCCCGUGGCAAUGGUUCUGUUCUACGCGGACAUUCUCCAAUUCGUUGGAAACGACCUUGACCGUCAUUGCCCUGUACAAUUGGCCCUGGCAUUGGAUGCUUCCACAAACUGGAAAUCACGACGCCGCCAAGGCUCCGCUUGAGAACCACGGGAUCCGCUCUCGAGACGAAUCUGCGGCGGAAAAGGGCUUGACAGACGAGUUGACCCGAUUGCGAAGGGCGCUGUUCUGCGCUGCUGUGGCGACAAUCCUCCGGCCCACGAAUGUUCUAAUAUGGAUGAUCUUGACAUUCACCACCUUCAUUCGGGAUUGGAACUCGAUAGGCCCAAACUGGGCCGAGUGUAUCCUGUUCGUGCGCGAAACAGUGCUCUGUGGGAGCAUGGUUCUGGCCUCUUCGACCAUACUUGAUCGACUAUUCUACGACGCUUGGGUCUUCCCACCCCUGAACUUCCUCCAGGUCAAUGUUGUCCAGUCACUGGCAAGCUUCUACGGCAACAAUGAUUGGCACUAUUAUGUUUCCCAAGGGUAUCCUCUUCUUUUAAUGACGGCACUACCAUUUACAUUGACCGGACUGUUUCGAGCCUUGAGCUCAAACGAUGCAUAUUUUGCACAGACACCUCCGGCUGGCCGCGGUGCACUUCGCUCUCUCUCCAUCAUAUGUCUUCUUGUCCCAGCGGCCUUCUCAGUCAUCGCACACAAGGAAGUGCGCUUCAUCUAUCCCUUGCUUCCAGCUCUACAUACUGUGACUGCCUUGCCUUUGGCGUCCUUCUUCCAGCCGUUGACAACCUCGUCUUGGUCGUCUCACAUGACAAAGCGACUUGUCCUCCUCCUUAUUCUGUCCCUAAAUCUCACAGUAUCAUACUACACCACCCAGAUCCACAAUUCCGGAAUUAUCGACCUAACACACUACCUACGUCACGAGUUCGAGGCGGUCUAUCUUGCCUCUCCCACACCCUCAAACAUGACGGUUGGCAUGUUCAUGCCCUGUCACUCCACCCCAUGGCGCUCACAUUUACAAUACCCCCCGACCUCGACCCACCCAGGCAUCCGAGCUUGGGCUCUGACGUGUGAACCGCCACUCAAUCUCAACGCGACCGAGAAAUCAAGCUAUUUGGACGAAGCAGACCAAUUCUACGCCAACCCUUCGCUCUGGGUGAAGAAAUACAUGUCACGCCACCCUCCACAACGCAAGGGCAACACUAGACCCAGCGGCUCGGUGGCAGGAAUUCUCGCGGCCCCAAAUAUACAGGGUAAGAUCGACACCAUACCUUCCGAUCUCCUGGAGAGAGAGCGGGCAGAACAUUUCUGGCUCACCAGCGGCCAAGGCCGAAAGCCAUGGCCAGACUACCUCGUCUUCUUCGCCCAGCUAGAACCCUCUUUACAAGUAAUCCUCAGGGGGAGCGGAUAUGGCGAAUGUGAGCGACUGUUCAAUUCUCACUGGCACGACGAUGGGAGACGGCAGGGCGAUGUAGUUGUGUGGUGCCUCGAUCCUGCAAGACAGCGGGAACAGAACCAGAAGACAACCCUGGGAAUCGAGACCAAGUCUAGUAUCGACAUGGAUGAAUUCGAAGACGCAAUCCACGACCCAUCCGCGUUGGGAGAUACAGGGAAGACGGGGCAGAAGGUCCUCGGCGGCGGCGGCGGCGCUGCGAAGGGAAAAAAUAAAGAGCCGUUCAGGAGGGUGGUCGAGAAGCCCUUUUGGAAAGUCAGAGGGCCAGAAAACUGA
This is a messenger RNA of Fonsecaea pedrosoi CBS 271.37, 2247 nucleotides long. RefSeq lists its product as uncharacterized. The coding region runs from base 1 to 2247 and encodes 748 amino acids. Gene Ontology annotation, biological process: GPI anchor biosynthetic process. Gene Ontology annotation, cellular component: endoplasmic reticulum membrane. The record is from RefSeq and is a predicted model, not a curated record. Gene Ontology annotation, molecular function: alpha-1,2-mannosyltransferase activity. Lineage: Eukaryota; Fungi; Ascomycota; Eurotiomycetes; Chaetothyriales; Herpotrichiellaceae. The transcript is spliced from 2 exons.